Anopheles darlingi is the source of this 1704-nucleotide messenger RNA. RefSeq names its product bifunctional coenzyme A synthase (gene Ppat-Dpck). Gene Ontology annotation, biological process: coenzyme A biosynthetic process. The record is from RefSeq and is a predicted model, not a curated record. The coding region runs from base 49 to 1617 and encodes 522 amino acids. Gene Ontology annotation, molecular function: ATP binding; dephospho-CoA kinase activity. NCBI's taxonomy places the organism in Eukaryota, Metazoa, Arthropoda, Insecta, Diptera, Culicidae. The transcript has 2 exons.
UUAAGAAAAGUUAAGAAAGAAAGCAAAAGUGAUUACGACUGAGGAAAAAUGGCCCGGAAAAUUGGUCUUCUGACCAUGGUGCACCUGGCCAGCGUCGCGAAAACCCUGGCCGCCACUCGGCCCUACCCGCUGCACACACUGUACCUACAGUUUCACCCGAAAGUGGCCGCCUCCGUGAAGUGUCCGCGGGCUUUAGGCCGGUUCGUGGCGAGCGUUUAUCAAUCGUCGGUUUGCUGGAUCGGAGCCGACGUAGAUCUGCGCAUCAUGACCGGAACUCUCCGAACCGGACACCCCAAUGCGAGCGCAUUUUCCGCCCACCGGAAACGGCUACCAUCGGUAGACUAUCUGUUCUAUGAUUAUGCCGUCGCUUCCGGUAACGAGGAGGCCGUUCUCGCGCAACACUUUCCAGGUGCCCAGGUUGUGGAACUGACGGCGGAUGGUGGGGCAGAGACCGGCACACGGAUCGAGGUGGUACUGGAUCCGGCAGAGGAAUGCUACCGAAAUGUGGUACUCGGUGGAACGUUCGAUCGAAUCCAUGCCGGGCACAAAGUGCUGCUUACGCAAGCGGUUCUCAUGGCAACCGAGCGGCUAGUCGUUGGUGUAACGGAUGGGGCCAUGAAUCGGGGUAAAAAGCUAUACGAACUGAUACUGCCAACCGAACAGCGGAUUGCCACUCUUGAGCAGUUACUGCAGGACAUCGAUCCCACGCUGCGCUACGAAGUGGUGCCGAUUGUGGAUCCCUUCGGACCUACGGCUACCGAUCCGAAUAUGGAUUUGAUCGUGGUCAGUACGGAGACAGCCCGGGGUGGUACAAAGGUAAACGAGCUGCGAACCAAGAACGGGCUGAACCAGCUGCAGGUGCACACGAUCGAGUUGCUCGAUGAUGAGGCGACAAUUGAAGAUAAGGAGGAUAAGAUAAGCUCGAGCAACUUGCGAAUGGACCUACUCGGAACGCGUUUGAAGCCACGAAAGCCAGCUCCCGGCCAGCUACCGGCAAAACCGUACAUCAUCGGAUUGGUUGGCGGGAUUGCGUCCGGUAAAAGCAAAAUGAUGGAACGGUUCGAGAAGCUCGGAGCCGGUGUAAUCGAUUGCGACAAGAUCGGUCAUCAGCUAUACGAACCGGGAGAGGAAUGCUACAAGCAGGUGGUGGCCACGUUCGGCGAUGGGAUCGUACAUCCCGAUGGCACCAUCAACCGUCAGGCGCUGGGCGCGAUCGUGUUCGCUGAUCGAAGCAAGCUGGAUCAAUUGAACGGUAUCAUGUGGAAUGCGAUCCGGAAGCGAGCGCAGGAAGUGGCACGCAAUCUUUACGAGCAACAGGGCAAGGAGGUGGUGAUUAUGGAGGCAGCGGUACUGUUACGCGCCGGUUGGCAGCAGGACUGCCACGAAGUGUGGUCCUGUAUCAUUCCACGCGAGGAAGCGAUCCGUCGGUUGAUGGAGCGAAAUCAGCUGGCCGAAAAGGAAGCGAUACGGCGUGUCGAUGCGCAGGUGACGAGUACGGAAGAGAUCGUACGACAAUCGGACGUGGUGUUCAGCACGCUGUGGAGUUACGAGUUCUCGCAGCAGCAAGCGGAACGUGCCUGGGGCAUUGUUCAGAGCGAAUUAAAGCUCAAACUGUAACCAAACAUGAUGUUUUGUUAACCUAUUUUUAAUCGAGUUUUAGUUGAUCAAUGGGUGGGUUUGGAAAAUAAAUGCGGCGCAUGUAAA